AUGCUAUUAUGUUGCAUUAAAGAAGGAACAGAUGCCUAUUCUAAGUUUAUCAAAGAUCGAUUAAGAGGCAAGACAACUUAUAUCCAUUCAACCAUUAACAGAAUCAAGUUUAAGUACUCAAAGAAAACCUCGCGUUUGACUUCCAAACUGGACAUCAAGGAAGAAACGAUAAAAGUUCUGAUGUAUGUAGAAUAUGCACGUCACUGUGGUUUCACCGUUGAAGAGCUACUCCUGCAUGAGAUUACCAGUUCAGCUUUCUUUUUGGUUGACAAAGAUGGUUUUUUAAGGAAGAGCACGAAAUCUCAACUUGGGUCUGAGUUAUUGAAGUUGUGUCCACAAAUCAAUCCCAAAGAGCAAGAAACAACUCCAUCGACCAACACGUAUAUCAUUGAUUGUAUGGCUUUGGUUAGAAAAGUCCCCUUGAAGAAACUUGAACCACCUGUGAAGACAUUUCAUGAUCUUGCUGUUGCCUUGACUGCUAUGAUCACCAACACCACAAGCAACUGUGAAGAGAUCCACAUUGUUUUCGAUACUUAUAAAGAAGACAGCAUCCAGAAUGUGGAAAGGAAGAGAAGAGGGAAAUGUAAACAAAUGGUCGUGCUUGAUGUUAUAUCCCCGAAUCAGAAAGUUCCAGUUGUAUUAGAAAACGUCUGGGCUUCUUCCGUCAGCAAAAUGGCUUUCCAGGCUUUCUACGUUGAGUGGCUUACUACCAAUUACCAAGGGAAUAAAGCACUUUAUCUUGGCAUAUCUCCAAAGGCGUGGCGUGUUUCAAGUGGACGUGCUUUGACGUUUCCUCGUCUGGAUUGCACACACGAAGAAGCAGACGAUCGGAUGAUGUUUCGCAUACAGGAUAUUCUAUGCCACUGAACUGACCCAACCACAUUACCUUAUUGUCAGGCGAUACUGAUGUCUUUGUAUGCUUGUUAUAUCAUCUUUCAAAAAAUUGGCUUCAUGAAGAUCGCAUAGAACUUUGGCUUAUCCGUAACUCAGGUGUGAAACGAUCAAUUUUACCCCUCCAUGAAAUAUGUACCACCCUUGGUAGAGAUUUACUUAAAUGUCUUCCAGCACUUCAUGCACUAACUGGGUGUGAUACAACCAGCAAAAUUUCAACGAAACUUUCAGCACUGAAUACCGUUCGCAAACCUGACGAUGCUUCCUUGAUAAUAAACUUCGAUUGUCCACCACCAAUAACAGACAACGCGAUAGAGCUUGCAGAAUUAUUCUUGUUUAAGUGCCUGAAACCAUCAACUGAAUUGGAAACAUUUGAUGAACUACGUCUUGCUGCAUUUGACAGUAAUUCUCUUAAAUUGGAUUUCAAGAAAACUGUUUGCACUUCAACGGAUGCAUGGAAACAUAUUCAAAGGAAUUACUACCAAAUGCAACUGUGGAUUCAAGCCCCAUUUAGAGAUGCUUCUCUGCUUAUGAAUGCUGAAUCUUACGGUUUCGAAAGAAUUGACAGGGAACUAGUUCCUGAGAUU
Paramuricea clavata is the source of this 1478-nucleotide messenger RNA. Lineage: Eukaryota; Metazoa; Cnidaria; Anthozoa; Malacalcyonacea; Plexauridae. The record is from the annotation of a GenBank genome assembly.